Molecule: messenger RNA, 1614 nt
Organism: Ilyonectria robusta
Lineage: Eukaryota; Fungi; Ascomycota; Sordariomycetes; Hypocreales; Nectriaceae
Exons: 3
Coding region: 1-1614 (537 amino acids)
Molecular function (GO): N,N-dimethylaniline monooxygenase activity; NADP binding; flavin adenine dinucleotide binding
Source: RefSeq, a predicted model, not a curated record
AUGGAGACACAGUACCUUGAUGCCUUGGUCGUUGGUGCAGGGUUUGGUGGCAUCUACCAACUCAAGAAGCUACUCGCCCAAGGUCUGAAUGUGAAGGCCAUUGAUAUGGCAGACGACGUCGGAGGCACUUGGUACUGGAACCAUUAUCCAGGAGCCAUGUCUGAUACCCAGUCCGUUCUCUAUCGAUACUCUUGGGACCUAGAAGAUCUCAAGACAUACCCGUGGGGUGAGCACUAUCUCCAAGGCCCGGAGAUAUUGCAAUAUCUGCGGCACGUGGUUCAGAAAUACGACCUGCGGAAGCACUUCGAAUUCAAUACCGAGCUCCUAUCAGCACAAUGGGAUGAUGACGAGCGUAGAUGGGUCGUAGUUCUAUCUACAAACAAAGUUCUCAGAGUCAAAUAUCUCAUCACGGCACUCGGUCUCCUCUCGAAGACCAACUUCCCCCAGAUCCGCAACCUCGACAAAUACGAAGGCGAGCUCUACCACACGGCUCGGUGGCCCGACAACGUGGACCUCAAAGGCAAGCGUGUAGGCGUCAUCGGGAACGGCUCGACUGGCGUUCAGCUCAUUACGGCAACCGCAAAGGCCAACGAAGUCAAGCAGCUGCUCUCUUUCCAACGCAAUCCCCAAUACAGUGUCCCCGCCGGCAACGGAGCAGUCUCAGCCGAACACCGCAAACAGAUCAACGACACAUACGAGGAAAUCUGGGACCAGGCCAAGAACAGCUUGUUUGCGUAUGGGUUCCCAGAGAGCACCCGCCCAACCUUCAGCGUCACACCCGAAGAGCGCGAACAGAUUUUCGAGGACGCCUGGCAGAAAGGAAAUGGGUUCCGUUUCAUGUUCGCGACGUUUAGCGACAUCACCGUGAAUGAAGAGGCGAACAAGGUGGCGGCUGAUUUUAUUCGAAACAAGAUCCGCCAGACAGUCAAGGAUCCGGAGAAGGCCGAGAAGCUUUGCCCUACGGAGUUCUAUGCCCGGAGACCGCUGUGCGAUACUGGCUACUACGAGCAGUUCAACCGCGACAACGUUGAUGUCGUGGAUAUCAAGAAAAAUCCAAUCGCCGAGUUUACGUCGAAAGGCAUCAAGACUGCCGACGGCAAGAUCUACGAGCUCGACGUCGUUAUUUGUGCAACUGGCUUUGACGCUGUCGACGGGAACUACACCCGCAUUGCGAUUAAGGGGCGAAAUGGCGAGACGCUUAGAGACCACUGGUCUGAGACAGGACCGACUUCGUACUUGGGCAUAUGUGUACCGAACUUCCCCAAUCUCUUUAUGAUCACAGGUCCAAAUGGCCCAUUCUCGAACCUUCCUCCUGCUAUCGAGUGUCACGUCGAGAUUAUCUCCGGCCUGGUCAGCACAGCGGAGAAGAAUGGCCACAUGCCCCAGCAUGGCAUCAUCGAAGCCGAACCCCAAGUGGAAAAGGACUGGACGGACCUCUGUGACCAGUUGAGCUCUAGAAGCUUGUUCCGCAGAAUCGAAUCCUCGUGGAUCUUCGGCGCCAACGUACCCGGUAAGAAGGCUGUUACGAUGUUUUGGUUUGGUGGAUUGGGUGCGUACAGGAAGAAAGUACAGGAGAUACUGAACGAUGAUAUGAGGGGCUUCAAACCGGUUUGA